CAUAGGUCAAACAGAAGAACUAGGUAAUGUGCCUGUGCAUGAAGUGUACAGAAUGUCAAGUUUGACUUGUCUUGUCAUAGGGAAAGAUGUAUAUAAAACAAAGCAGGUGCAAUAUUGCGAACGAAAACUGAGGAAUUUUUAUUGUGACGGCACAAGUAACAGCAUUAUAUUCCGAUUGCAUAACACAUAUUUACAAUGGCUUUGUCAUGAGUUGUCAGAUCCUCUAGAUAAAACCCGCUUCAGAGUGAUAUCAAGAAAACAUAACGACGAUGCAUACACUACGUUUGCUAAUUCAGAAAUCCUUAAUAACCAUGAUAACGCUACACCAACAACUGGUAUACAAAUUGAAGUGUCAGGUGACGGUAACAUGGAUUUAUCUAUAGGAAUAAUUGUUGGUUCAGCUGUUUUCCUAGGAACUAUUAUUGUUUUUCUCUUAUUUAUGUAA
Messenger RNA from Mytilus trossulus (common blue mussel), 445 nucleotides. RefSeq lists its product as uncharacterized. The transcript has 4 exons. The record is from RefSeq and is a predicted model, not a curated record. Bases 53 to 445 code for a protein of 130 amino acids. Lineage: Eukaryota; Metazoa; Mollusca; Bivalvia; Mytilida; Mytilidae.